Molecule: messenger RNA, 2811 nt
Organism: Rosa rugosa (rugosa rose)
Lineage: Eukaryota; Viridiplantae; Streptophyta; Magnoliopsida; Rosales; Rosaceae
Product: putative pentatricopeptide repeat-containing protein At1g12700, mitochondrial
Exons: 2
Coding region: 104-1873 (589 amino acids)
Molecular function (GO): protein binding
Source: RefSeq, a predicted model, not a curated record
GAGUAGCAACUACUAAAGCGAGGACCUUUUAUUGUGGAAUUGAGGAUACAGAUUCAAAGACUCGAGCUUUCUCAAGGAAUCCCAUACCCAGUCGAAACUCGAGAUGCUGAAAAUGAUGGGAAAAGCGUUUGGGAGAAGAGGUAUGCCAUUUCUUUACUCUACUCCCCUUGUUGUUGUUGUUGUUGUUGCUUCAUUUCAUUCUCAAUCGAAGGCAACCAAAUCCUCAAGGCUCAAAGUGAGUAACGUUGAGGAUGCUUUGAAGGUGUUCCAUCAAAUGCUUCACUCCCGUCCUCCUCUGCCUUCUUCUGUUAUCCCUUUCACUCAGAUACUGGGUCAACUUGUCAAAUUCAAACACUACUCGGCUGUCAUCCCUCUCUUUAAACAAAUGCUUCUCUCCGGAAUUGCUCCUAAUCACUACACUCUUUCUAUUAUCAUCAACUGCUAUUCCCAUUUGAACCAAAUGGGCUUUAGCUUAUCUGUCUUUGCACAAUUCUUCAAACUGGGUCUUCAACCAGACGUCUUCACCUUCACCACUCUAAUCAACGGCUUUGUUCUCCACAAUCAAGUGCCUGAGGCUGCACGAAUUUUCACCAAAAUGCUGCAGGCAGGCGCAGGUCAUUGUCAGCCCAAUGUGUUUACUUUCACCACACUAAUUAAGGGCUUUUGCAAGAUGGGAAACAACAGUGCCGCCAUUCAAUUACUUGGGAAGAUGGAAGAAAGAGGAUGCCAGCCUGACAUUGUUUCCUAUAACACCAUCAUCGACAGUCUUUGCAAGGAUACACUAAUUGAUGAAGCAUUCAACCUCUUCUCAGAAAUGAUCAGUAGGGGUAUUGCUCCAGACCUCGUGACUUACAACUCUUUGAUUCACGGAGUCUGCAAACUAGGCCACUGGAAACAAGCUACGAGGUUGUUGAACGAAAUGGUGAGUAAAGGUAUCUUUCCAAAUGUCGUCACCUUCAAUGUCUUGGUUGAUACACUUUGCAAGGAAGGGAUGGUUGUGGAAGCCAAAACUGUGGUUCAAAUGAUGAUUCAAAGACAUAUUGAGCCUGACACGGUUACAUACAACUCACUUAUGUACGGUUACUGUUUGCGAGGAGAAAUGGACGAGGCAAGACAAGUUUUUGAUCUUAUGAUUAGCAAGGGCUCCAUGGUUGAUGUUUGGAGUUGUAACAUAUUGAUUAACGGAUAUUGCAAGGGUAAAAUGAUCGAUCAGGCUAACAAGAUUUUCAAGGAAAUGCAUCGCCUGGAGCUAGUUCCCAAUGCUGUUACUUAUACCACUCUUAUUGAUGGUCUUUGCAAAGCAGGUAGAAUUCAAGAAGCAGAAGAGUUGUUCUCUGAGAUGCAAGGUUGUGGCCGGCUUCCAAAUGUUCAAACUUAUGCUGUGAUACUUGAUGGCCUGUGUAACAACCAGCAACUUUCUACAGCUAUAGAAUUGCUUAGAGAGCUGGAAGCCAGAAAACUGGAACUCAAUAUUGUAAUUUAUAAUAUUAUUAUUGAAGGUUUGUGGAAAGCUGGAGAAGUUCAGUCUGCAAAAGAUCUUUUCUGUGCGUUGUCAUCAAAAGGACUUCAACCUGAUGUGUGGGCAUACAAUAUAAUGAUUGGUGGACUUUGUCAUCAUGGCUUAAUAAUUGAAGCAGAAAAGUUGCUGAGAGAAAUGGGAGGGAAAGGAUGUUCUCCAGAUGGUUGCACCUAUAACACCAUUAUCCGAGGUUUUAUCAAUAACAAGGAGACAUCAAGGGCUACCAGACUCAUUCAAGAAAUGCUUGAGAAGGGUUUCUCUGCAGAUGCAUCAACUAUGGAAUUGAUUGUUGAUUUAUUGUCGAAGGAUACAGUAGAUCCUGGUUUAUUAGCAUUGCUUAAAGAUUCAGCCUGAAGUUAUUUGAAUAUUUGAAAUAAAUCUUUAUCAAUAUCACUAGGACAUUUAGAAAUUCAAAACUGCUGCCCCUUUAGCUACCUUGGAUGUUUUGUCAAUCUGAUUUAUAAAUCCAUCAUCCAAACACAAUGUCAUUUCCUAGUUGCACUCCAAAUUUAGCACUUCUUUUUUCUGAAAUAUUAUGGGUGUGUGUGUGUGUCUAUAUAUAUAUAUAUAUAUAUAUAUAUUCCAGUCGUUGUGGUAUAAUCUGAAGGAUGUUCUGUCUUAUUACCUUUUUCAUAGUUCAGGUGUCCUGAUGAGAGCUUUAUCUGAAGGAUGUUGUGUCAUAUUACAUUAUCUAGCGCAGGGAAGGUAAUUAAAUCAGUAAUUGGAUUCAUCAGAGCUCCCAAAUCUCUACAGGAACUGAUAAUGAUACUGACGGAAUCGAAAGACAAAUUUAGACUUUUAGAGUCCAACUUAAUUAAGUGGCAGGGAAAUGCACUGUGGUGCAAGGUUGCAAAAGCAUUUCUCAGAUAGUAAAAGAAUGGCCUCAUACAAGUUGAAGAGUAUCAACUAAUCAUUGAACAGGAACUGGAAACUAACUAUACUUUCUUUUCUGAUCCACCAAUACAAACCAGUAGCGAAAACUCCGAGUCCCACAACUUCUUGGUGGUUAGCCUGUUGUUGCUGCUGUUGGCUCUUGUUGUAGCUUUUUGUUGGCCUGAAAUCCAAGUUUGUUGAGGCCUUGAAUUCAUUCUGGCAGAGGUACAGGCACGCGUUAAGGUGCACCAGAUUUGCACUUGAUUUCUAAGAACCAAGUUCGUAUUCAUGUUUUCUUACCCUAAACUGAUCGAAUACUUUGUAGUGAACAUGAUCGAAUACUUUAUGAACCUUCCUUAUAUUCAUGCUGCGAUCACAAAAUGACCAUUUUAAUUGAUCUCUGUAGUUUAUAUGGCUUU